AUGCAAUUGUCCGUUACUACUCUUGCCAUCCUGGCCGGUGCCGCCGUCGCAGAGUAUCUAGCUGAGCUCCCGGCGUAUCCAGCUGCGCUCCCAGAGUACCCAGCUGAGAGCAUUGUAUAUGUGACUCAAGCAAUCACGAUCACUUCGUGUGCUGCCGCCGUUACGGAUUGCCCUGCCCGCAGCACCGUAAUCUCCACCACAAGUUACCCAGUCGUCGUUACCAACAGCCCCAAUCCGGAGAUCAGCGCCCCGGUCGCACCUCCAGCGAUUUAUGCUCCAGUCCCAGAGACAUAUAUUCCAGAGACCACCGCUCCAGCAACCUACCCAGUUGCUUCCGUGCCAGACGUCUCCACCCCGGUCGCUGAUUAUACCCCCUUCGCAAACUCCAGCGUUCCCGUUUCCGCGGCCUCAACCCCUGUCGAUGUCCCAACUUCAUACCCAGUGGCCCCUACUUCCAGCGCACCAGUGAACUCGGUCAUCACCAUCUCGACCUGCGUCCCGACUGUGAUCUAUAGCACGGUCACCAUAGUCCCCAAUACCAGCGUGCCCGUUGCUACUUACGCGCCCCCUGCUCCGUCUAGAACUGGCUUCAUCCCAUACCCCGGGGGAAAUACCACCUUGCCGAAUGCCACCGUCACCCCUUCGGCCUAUGUCGUGUCCGGUAGCGCCUCCAGCAUCCAAGGUUCCGCUCUCGUCGUGGCCGUCGUCGGUUUUGCCGCUUUUAUCUUCGCCUAA
Messenger RNA from Drepanopeziza brunnea f. sp. 'multigermtubi' MB_m1, 735 nucleotides. RefSeq lists its product as uncharacterized. NCBI's taxonomy places the organism in Eukaryota, Fungi, Ascomycota, Leotiomycetes, Helotiales, Drepanopezizaceae. The record is from RefSeq and is a predicted model, not a curated record.